Aspergillus campestris IBT 28561 is the source of this 2160-nucleotide messenger RNA. Its product is annotated as HET-domain-containing protein. The transcript has a single exon. The coding region runs from base 1 to 2160 and encodes 719 amino acids. NCBI's taxonomy places the organism in Eukaryota, Fungi, Ascomycota, Eurotiomycetes, Eurotiales, Aspergillaceae. Gene Ontology annotation, molecular function: protein binding. The record is from RefSeq and is a predicted model, not a curated record.
AUGGACUACAUAUACACUCCAUUGAAUUCCGCCUCUAAUGACAUCCGCCUGGUAACGCUGCUCCCGGGGACCCUCCAUCAACCGCUUCGCAUUAACCUUACUACCAAACCACUACACCCCACCCCCAAACAAGAUUCGCACCGAUUGCCUCUAGGCGAGCUACGAAAAUCCCUUCCUGGCGGAUGGGAAGCGCACGAAACACUCGAAGGACGGAUUGCCUUUCACCACUCAGACUUGGAUGUCGUAACAUGGGACCAUCCAGUGCCGAGCUUUGAGAGACCUCUGUAUGAUACUCCCGAACUAGACGAUUUCGCUCUGUCGCCCUCAUACGAGGCACUGUCUUACGUAUGGGGCUCUUCCGAUAUGUCUGCUGAGGUUGUAAUUGUGUCGAUGAGCGACCUCGAUGAAGUUCUGGGCAUCGUGCGCAUCACUGCUAAUCUAGACGCCGCCCUCCGCCAUUUGCGAUUUGAGGAUCGACCGCGGACACUGUGGAUCGACGCAAUAUGCAUCAAUCAAGGAGACUUGAACGAAAGGUCCGAGCAGGUUCAGCGGAUGGCCCAUAUCUACACCCAGGCGAAGAGAGUCGUGGUUUGGCUGGGGGAAGCUUCGUCGGAUAGCAAACUUGCCCUGAACAGCUUGUGCCACCUCGGGCGCCAGAAUAUCAUCACCAAGAGCAAUUUUGGGUUCCGAGCACCACAGGCAGAGCACCCCGACUGGUGGUUGCCCUCCUUCGACAUCCCCUUCGAUGAAAACACGUGGAAAGCCAUCUCCAGUCUAUUGGACAGAGCCUGGUUUCAGCGCCUCUGGGUCUUCCAGGAGAUCCAGCUGGCGACUCCGCGCGCGGUGCUCCAAUGCGGACAAGACGAGGGCUCAUGGGCGGAUCUCCGUGCCUCCAUACUUUGUCUGAAGGAAAAGAACCAGACCUUCCUACCCGAGGUGGUCUCCAACCUCCGUAAACACUUCAUGCUAUGUCUGGAUUGGCGCGGCGAGAGCUUCCCUCUGAUGAUGAACUCCGUCCGGCGACGUCUCUGCAGCGAUGAACGCGACCUCGUAUACGCGCUUGUGGGCCUGAUGACCCCCACGUUUGCCUCCCUGAUCCGCCCCAACUACCGCCUUCCAGCUCGCGAGGUCUACAAAGACGUCUUUCUGGCCCACGUCAAGGCCACACAGCGACUGGAGCUGAUAUCCUACUGCGGUCGCGGGGCUGAACUCGGCUCCCCGACCUGGGUCCCUAACUGGGUUGUCCGAGACCAAUACGACCCGAACCGUGGACUGGCCAGCGGGAUCUCCCCGGCUGUGUUUUCGACCCCGACACCCGACAUCCUGGAGGUCAGUGGGGUGUCAUGCGGUAGGAUCUCCCAUGUUGGCGGCCUCGCCGAAGGCGAGGCAGACGAGCGCGUGGAAAUGGCCAGAACCUGGUACCGGGAGUGCACCUCCUGGCUCGAGGAGUCCGGCUUCCGGGGAAAUUCCGACGUGCCAUUCCGGGACGCGUUUGCGUCCAUGCUUCUUGAGGGCGGCGUGGGCGAUGUCUACCCCGAGAUUAUCAGCGUCACUUGUCGUGAAUGGAGCGAGAAAUGGGUCGCACACUGCGAGGAGAACCGCAAGGUGUCUGUCGACGACGUCAUGUCUGAUCCUGAAUUCUUCCGGUGUGCACAAUUGAUCAUUUGGAGUCGGUUUGUCGCGACAGCAGAGGGAUACAUUGGUCUGGCACCACGUGCGACUCAGCCUGGGGAUAUCAUCGCCGUCUUCUUGGGAUCGAACACCCCGGUUGUUCUGCGCCCGGAGGGCGAUCGGCGCUUCGCUGUCAUCGGGUCUUGCUACGUGCAUGGGCUGAUGCAUGGUGAGGGCGUCCUGGGCAGAUUCCCGCCCGGCUGGAAGGGUAUCUUCCUCAUGGACGAGAACGGCUUGGACAGACCGUGUUAUCGCUGCGAGGAGUCGGACAGCCCGGAUGGCCCGGUCACAACAGAAGAAGACCCACGAUUGGGACCUGUACACCCUCCAUUCGAGCGCGUCGCGUCACAGCGGAUUCCUGAUGAUCCGACCAACUUUGUUCGAUUUCGAAACGGCGAGACAGGAGAGGUCAUUAAUCACGAUCCGCGAUUGACGCUAGAAGCAUUACGCGAGAGGGGAGUCAACGUGGAAACGUUCCAGCUGGUAUAG